AUGAAACUCCUACUGGUCACUCUGCUCACAGCAGGCGCUACAGCACAGGGCAUCAGCCCUCGGGCUGUGUGUCAAUUAGGCAAUGUGUUCCAGUGCACCAUUUCCAGGAUUCAUCCUUUGAAGCAGUAUAACAACUAUGGCUGUUACUGUGGCUUAAGGAGCUUAGGCACUCCUGUGGAUGAUCUCCCCAGGUGCUGCUGGACUUGGGACAACUGCUACAAUCAGGCCAAGGAUGUGGAAAGCUGCAAACUCCUCAUAGGCAUCCCCUACACCAUCUCCUACAUAUUCUCCUGCAGGGUCAACUUCCUUUCUUGUUUCCCUGCAGACAAAAACAACACCUGUGAGGACAACAUCUGCAACUGUGACUGA
Molecule: messenger RNA, 369 nt
Organism: Cricetulus griseus (Chinese hamster)
Lineage: Eukaryota; Metazoa; Chordata; Mammalia; Rodentia; Cricetidae
Source: RefSeq, a predicted model, not a curated record